Messenger RNA from Rhipicephalus microplus (southern cattle tick), 2317 nucleotides. Its product is annotated as gonadotropin-releasing hormone II receptor. Gene Ontology annotation, molecular function: G protein-coupled receptor activity; peptide binding. Lineage: Eukaryota; Metazoa; Arthropoda; Arachnida; Ixodida; Ixodidae. The record is from RefSeq and is a predicted model, not a curated record. Gene Ontology annotation, cellular component: plasma membrane. Gene Ontology annotation, biological process: cellular response to hormone stimulus; G protein-coupled receptor signaling pathway.
AUGGGAACUGGCAGCUGCGGCCAGCGUGGACUGGGAGGGGUUCCACUUCCGGGAACAGUGGCAAGUUGGACUAACGGAUCGGACGAAGCGGUCGUGUUUCCAGACGCCAUUGUGUGGGAUGCGUCCUUGGUGCAGCGCGUCGUGCCUUUGUCGGUCAUCAUGUUCUUCACGCUGGCAGGAAACGCCGCCAUAGUUGCCGUGCUGGCUCGGCCCAGAGCUGCCAAGCGUGCUUCGCGUGUAAACCUGUUCAUCCUACACCUGGCCAUCGGAGACCUGGCAGUCGGUCUCUUCACGCAGUCAUCCGAAAUGCUUUUCGAGAUCUCAGGCGGCUGGGUGCUGGGAGGCCCCGCUUGUAAGGCCGUGGUGUACGUGCAAAUGGUCACCCUGGCCUCGACCACGUUCAUCUUGGCCUCGAUGAGCUACGAUCGCUACGCCGCCAUCUGUCGACCUCUUGAGUCACGUUCGGGUCUGCGGCGCGCCAAGGCUAUGGUGGCGGUCUCUUGGGCGUUGGCCUUUCUGCUUGCAUUGCCGCAACUCUUCAUUUUCGUGCAGGUACAGACAGGCGUGACCACGUCUGGCCGUCCUCAUUACGAGUGUCUCAGCGUCGGAUACACUAGUCAUUGGCAGAGACAGCUGUAUUUCUCCUGGCUCACCCUGUACAUUCUUGUGGCGCCGGGCAUUCUAAUCUCGGCCUGCUACCUGCGGCUCUUACGAGCUGUGUGGGCGGCAUCUGGCUCGGAAGGCGGCAACUGUCUCGUCUCUACAAGCAAGUCAUCGCAGAGAAGCAAGGACAGCGAUAAAGCCAACGGCAAGUCGUCACCGCCCUUGCUCCGUCGAUGCGGUCAGGGAAAUCCACUCCUGCCCAGGGCGCGGGCGAAGACACUUAAGCUUACGGUGUGCAUCAUAGCAAGCUUCAUGCUCUGCUGGAUCCCGUACUUCGCGGUGCACAACGUACGCAUCCACAGCCACUACUGCAUCAAGGUGCCACGUGCCGCCAUCGUCUUGGCCGAAACGGCGGCCCUGCUCAACAGUGCCGUGAACCCGGUGUUCUACGGGCUCUUCAACGUGCACAUACGCCGCGGUAUCUGCGACAUCCUCCCCUGUGGUCGUCGUCGUCGUGGUCGGGGGUGCAGCGGUCGCGAUUCGACCACGCGUUAUCCUACUGGCCUUCUCACGACGACGUCGUUGGCGCCCGAUGCCGGUUCUGUAAACAGCCUCGCACCGACGAGCAAAGCGCGCUGCCACCAAAGUGGUCGACCCUGUGGCAGCGUCACAAAGAUACCGAUGGUCGCCAUUAACGGGAACACUGUUGUGGCAUCUCACGUGUGACCAACGUCCACCGACGUUCGCUCGUCCAAACAAGUUAUCUGGUGGCUGUGCGCACACGAAAACCAGGAUUGGAGCAUUCGGAAUAAGUUUUUUGCUCACGCUUGUCUUCUCUCAUCUGCUUCGUAAAUAAACUCUCAAACAAUUUAGGUAAUACUUACAGCAUACAAAGCUCAGUGAAGAGAGCCCGAAUACGUAAAGUGCAGCAGUGGUUAUUCGAAGCCGCUGAUCACACUCAACCGAAUAAUUUGGUCUUUCUCAACGUAGAACAUGCUUUUAAACUUUCCCAUUUCCUUUAGUUUGCUUACCGCAUGAGCACAUUUAGCUAAGUUCUCUGUGAAUUCUACAGGUGACUGAAAAGUGUUCGCAUAUUUCGCCUUACAUGUUGCGUGAUGUGACUGGAUGAACACGACUGUAUCUCGUCGUAAAUCAGGUUGUUAUCACCCUGGCGCCAUUAAUGCAAAUGUUAUAAUCUGGAAAAAAAUCGUGAAUGAAACUCAAGUGUGAAACUACCUUAAGCUUGUCUCUGAGGUGGGCGCUGCUUGCGUGUGUUGUCCCCGUGGGUUCAACAACAACAACAACAAAAAAAAAAAAAGCUCUGAGCCUGCAUUUCGGAACCUGCGGCAUACGAUGGUAUAAAGAGAAGUGCGUUCAAAACGUACAGUUCCGGAACCAUUUUUCUGGCACCCACAUUUUGCUUUGAUGACGUUUCAUAUGUCACCCCAUCUGUGCAACCUUAGAUGGGCUACCUGCUCAAGAAGUUAUUCCGAACGCUUGUGUACUGCUGUUAUUGCCUUCUACAUAGGUCGCACCUGUUGAACCAUUGUCAAAUGUCACUUCGAUGUGCUUAAGUGCGAUUCGAUUCUGUCAGAUCGUCUUCCUGUUUUGAAUAAGAACCCAUUCGCCAUUUCAAGUGUCACCAUUACGAAAGAAAACAUCAACAAAAGUUGACAUGUACAUUUCAUAUGACAAUAAAAGUGAUUACAAUAAA